CUUCUUGUCCUAGACCAGUUCAAUUCCUAGUCCAAAUACACAAAGUCAGCUCUUCUCUCUCUCUCUCUCUCUCUCUCUCUCUCUAAAAUGUCGGACGGAGGCUUAACGGUCCUCGACGGCAGCCACCUGAGAGGCGUCGACCUCAUCCUGCCGGAUGCUGACGCCAGCCUAACGGGAGCUCAGGUCCUCGACCUUGCCGUCUCCAAAGUCUCUUCCUCCCUCUUCGGCCUCUCGCUGCCUCAGAGCCUCAAGUCCUCUGCUUUGAGACGCAACAGCCUCCAAGACGACGACGCUUUCCGAAGCACGGAGCUCGAUCGCGCGCAGGCUCUGAAGGUGAUCGGCGAGUACAUCACGGCGAUCGCCGAUGAAUUGAAAGAUGAUCCGCUUGUCAUAUCUGUCUUGGACGGAUGCAAUCUUCGACUGUUUUUAGAGGACGAGGAUGAUUUUGCAAUGUUAGCGGAGAAUCUGUUCACUGAUCUGGAUGUAGAAGAUAAAGGAAAGAUCAACAAGAAGGAGAUCCGGAAUGCGCUUGCUCACAUGGGAGUUGAGAUGGGCGUUCCUCCCGUUUCAGAAUUUCCUCCUCUAAGUGAUAUCUUGACAAAACACGAAGCUGAUGGGGAUGAAGAAUUGGGCCAAGCACAAUUUGCUCAGCUACUCCAGCCUGUCCUGCAGGAACUAGCCGAGGCCCUGGCCAAAAAGCAUGUUGUUAUCAUCCAGAGUGUCAAGAUUGUAAAUGGUUCCAAGCUAAGAAAGUUUUUGGCUGAUGAGAAGCAAUUGAAAAAUGUGGUUGAGAAGAUAUUGCAAGAAGAGCACCAUGGAAAGGACGGAUUGGGGAAUGCAGAUAAAAUUAGGAGUUUUCUUGAGAAAAAUGGGCAAGAGUUGGGUCUGCCACCAUACGAACCCGAGGCAGUUACUCUUUUGUACGAUGCAGUGUUUGCUGAUCUAAGCGCAGAUAAGAGUGCUCCGGAAGCAGGUCAAGAUGAAUGUGGAAAUCUUGUGAAGGAGAUACUCGAGGAAUUCGCAGAUCAGCUAGAAGCGAGUCCUGUUUUUUGUGAUGCUUGAUCAUCCAGUCUCAACCGGCAGAGCUUCUUGUUUGUGUAGAUAACUCGUUUAUUCACGUGUUUUUGAAUCCAUACAGCCAAAAUACGAACGAUAUUACGGAUUGUGAAUCAUAGCAUGGUUUGUUUAAGGUGAAUUUCACUACUUUAAGCCUUUUUUGAGUGACUGAAUAACUACAUUACAGAGUUUACUAAACAUAAAACAAGGAUCUGAUGCAGAUUGCUUUCGAGUUUCA
This is a messenger RNA of Malus domestica (apple), 1294 nucleotides long. RefSeq lists its product as uncharacterized. Lineage: Eukaryota; Viridiplantae; Streptophyta; Magnoliopsida; Rosales; Rosaceae. Gene Ontology annotation, molecular function: calcium ion binding. The record is from RefSeq and is a predicted model, not a curated record.